UAUAACUCCCCAAAAUCAUCCAAUUAUCCAUUUCCCUUUCAAUGGGAGGUUCGAUAUCUAGAACAAUCUCCAUUCUUCUCUGAUAAUGUAUUCUUGAUUCCGUAAGGAAGCUGUAAAUUUCAUCAGCGAAUUGCAACGCCUAUCCAUUCUUUCGUGAGGGAACUGUAAAUUCCACCACCGAUUCGCAAGGAAAUGACCGCCGGACCUUCGAAGAAGAGGCAGCGGGUUCAACACUCUGCCUCCACCAGCCGCCACUCCUCCGUCAUCCCUACCAUCGACUGCUCCUCCUUACCAGAUAAAUCCUCCACAGAAGUUUCUAAAAAGCCCCUUAAUCUCCGCCGUAAUACAUCGUUUUCCUCCAUCGCCGCCUUCAACGACGCCUCCACUGCCGAUAUUCUCCUCCGUCUGUAUUUAGAGGUUACUCCUUUCGAUUCGUCUGAUUCCGAGUUUCUUACGUCUUCCGACGUCCAGAUUUAUCUCCAUUCGCAUGUUCUUCGCCGAUCGAAGUACUUUUCUGCUCUGUUAUCCGAUCGAUGGCAGCCUCAGAAGGAUGAUGAUUCCAGUCCUUUGAGAUUAGGUUUUGGUGUCCCGGCGGCGCAUGGCUCCAUGGAUAACCAUUUGGCUGUUCUUGAGCUUCUUUAUGUCGAUGAUAUGACGGAGGCUAUAGAUAGCGCGAAGACGGCGUUGGAUCUCCUCCCCGUCGCGCUUAAAUUUCUUUUCGAGGAUUGCGUGAAGUCCUGCGUUCGAUUCCUCGAGGCGGUGCCGUGGACGGACGAGGAGGAGAAGAGAGUGAUGAAUUUGAUACCAUUUCUGCAGGAGGAGGAAUCCAGAGAGCUUCUUUCUAGGGUUUCGCCUGGCCGGAAUGAUUCCUGCGAGGAAAUGUUGCAGGGACUGAUCUUAGCAGCCAUUCAUAAUUAUCCCAACAUGGCUUUCGUGAAGGCAUUUGUGGCGAAGCUUUUGAAGGAUUUUUCAUCGAAGGAGUCGGCGAAGAGAGUGCUGAAGCGGGCAUUCGAGACGAGCUUGAAGGUCGUGAAGGAGUCAUUGGAGGAAUAUUCGAGCCCGAAUUUUAGAGGAGAUCAUAACGAGACGGAGGCCAUUCAGAGGCUGAAUUUGCAUACUGCAAUGACGAAUGCUAAGCAUUUGUCGUGGCUGGUUGAGAGGAUGAUUGAAUUGAGGGUGGCUGAUGUUGCUGUGGUUGAAUGGAGUGAACAGGCUUCUUUUACUGCAGAUUUACAGAGAGCGUUUCGGGACGAUGCGUGGCGGGGCAUUGUCCCGGGGUUUCCUUCGGUUCUUCUGCGAUGUACCUCGAAGCUUGCCAAUGCUGUUGCUGCUGGUACCAUUUUGGCCACUAAACAGGUUAGAAAGAAGCUGGUCAAGCAUUGGCUUCCGGUUCUGCUUGUCAGCAAAGACCAUUCCCCCUUGCUUUCCAGCAACAAGAAUCUGUGUAUGGAGCUGGAGGAAACAUUCCUAAGAAUCAUUUCUACCCUUCCUUUGUCUGAUGCACAGGAGUUGUUGCAGCAGUGUCUUAGCUUCACUAGAAAUGUUGAUGAUUGCCCUCACCUAUUCAAAGCAUUUAACACCUGGUUUCGACGCGCAAUGCACCCACCACAGCCAGAGAAACUUUGAUAAAAAAGGAAACUGUGAGUUGUGAUUUCCCAUCUCUUUAGUAUUGUGCAUAUAGGAAGUGGAAACUUAAACUUUGUAUAUAAACCCAGAAAGGUUUUCCUUCUGCAACUAAAAUGGUCUCCUUGGAUGCUCUUGGUGUACUUUUUCUCACAAGCACGAUGUUACUUUUGUUUUUUUGGCUGCAGUUGUGAUGUAAAUUAGAUGAGAAGCUUUAUAGUUAUCCAAAUCUAUUGGCAACUGAUAUUUUUCCCUU
Messenger RNA from Cucurbita pepo subsp. pepo (vegetable marrow), 1879 nucleotides. Its product is annotated as BTB/POZ domain-containing protein At3g05675. NCBI's taxonomy places the organism in Eukaryota, Viridiplantae, Streptophyta, Magnoliopsida, Cucurbitales, Cucurbitaceae. The record is from RefSeq and is a predicted model, not a curated record.